AUGGUCACCAACCAAGAACUGAAUGACAACAAAGAGGCAGAGUGCAUGUACAUCACCGUUGAGCGAAAGUAUUUCCAUGUAAACGGCACUUUCAUCAAAAGGAGCUUGCGCCCUCGAGAAUGGCAAGAAAAUCCAUGGACUGGUGAGACGUACGAACCUCGUCUUAUCCAGGCAAGGUUGCUCAAUGAAGCGUCCGCACUCGAAUUUAUUGCACACAAUACCACAAUUCCCGUUCCAAAGCUAUACGCCUGCUUCAAAGACGAUGAGGCUGUCUAUCUGAUAACAGAGUACAUCGAGGGCAGAGGCAUGGAUGAACUAGAAGACGAGGAAAAGUUGAUCGUCGGGGAAGAACUCGAAAGCUUUGUGCAGCAGCUUCACGGACUGAAAUCAAAAAACAUUGGAGGACCUUCGGGACUCAUCAUACCCCCUUACCGCGUCCAGCAGGAGUCUAAGAUCGACACCUGGAAAGUCAAGCCAGCAAAGACCGCUGGGUACGUCUUUUGCCACAACGACCUCGCACAACAAAAUGUCAUUGUUUGUCAUGAUUCUCUCAAGGUCCGUGCCAUCAUCGAUUGGGAGUAUGCUGGAUACUGGCCUGAAGAAUUCGAGGGUCGCUUCUACCAAAGAUCUGGACCAUCUGUCGCACUCGAAAACGAGGAGGAUGAUGCCAAACGCCUUCUGCAUUUCCUGAAGAGCAUCUCAGUGCAGACAGAGAGUACUCUCUAG
Messenger RNA from Aureobasidium namibiae CBS 147.97, 726 nucleotides. Its product is annotated as kinase-like protein. NCBI's taxonomy places the organism in Eukaryota, Fungi, Ascomycota, Dothideomycetes, Dothideales, Saccotheciaceae. The transcript has a single exon. The record is from RefSeq and is a predicted model, not a curated record. Bases 1 to 726 code for a protein of 241 amino acids.